CGUCACGCCGUCGCACACGCCUCACCCAUUCCCUCCUGCCUCACCCCUCCCACCCGGGCUCUCGCCGCAUCUCCCGUCCUAGCCGGAGCGACGCUCGUCCGUCUCGGUCCUCGCUGCGUCGCUGUCCCCUCCUCUCGGUCCCCGGAGCUGCGGGGGAUGGUGUCGUCUGUUGAGGCCGGUUAACCCGGGACUACGUCUGGGACUCCGGGCGGAGCUCGGCCUCUGUGCUGGAUCAGAACCGGACCCAGUUUCGGGGAUCUACGCCUGAACGGAGACUCCCGAUCCUGAUAGAACGCUUCUGGUCACAGCGUCCCGGAACACGACUCGGACCAGAGGAAACCACAGAGGAGAGGAACCGUCUGAUUGGACCUCACGAGCCCCACCCACCAUGAACCCACUCAACCAGAUGAAAGCGGGCCUGACCAACAAUCCUCACAGCGAGGCUUCAUACCCGUACGACCCGUCCAGCUGGCAGCAGCCCACCAACCAGCCCACGGGAUCACUGUCUGUCGUCACCACCGUUUGGGGAGUCACCAACCCCUCCGCCAGUCAGGGUCUAGGUGGUGGUGUGAUGGGCCCUGGAUCAAACCCAGGAGGGGGCCCCAUGAUGCCAGGGCCUGGGGGUCCUGGGAUGGCUGGAGCUCCUGGAGGUUACAUGGGUCAGCCGGGAUACGCAGAGCCCAACAAGGGCUACCUGAACCAGGGCCUUUAUGGCCGGAGCGGCGGAGGCUAUGCCGCAGGCCCCGGGGGCUACUCUGGCAGUUACCCACCCAAUCCGAGUGGCUCCAGAGGUUCUGCUGACUUCACCCAGGCAGCCGCGGCUGCUGUUGCUGCUGCCGCUGCCACGGCAACUGCGACAGCCACGGCGACAGUUGCCGCCAUCCAAGAGAAACAGAACCAGGAAAUGAACUAUGGACAGAUGGGGGGUCCAGCCUACAGUAACCAGUUCAUGGGCUCCCGUGGAGGUCCUGUCAUGGCAGCUGGAAGUAUGGGCACCGGCCCUGUACGUGGUCCUCCCUCCAUGAACCCAAUGUAUGGUCCUGGGGGGGGACCUCAGAGGGUGCCCCAGCAUCUGAACUAUGGCCCCGGAUCCCAGCAGGGAGGACUCAGACCCCCACAGGGUCUGAAGCGGCCUUACAACGCUGAGUCUUUCCCUGGGAUGUCUCAACAGUACGGCGUUCCAGUUGGCUCCGGCGUGAACAUGAUGUCGGGUCCGAGUGGUGCCACUGGGUCUAUGCCAGGUUCUGUUGGAGGAGGUCACGCCGGACCAGGGCCGUACACCGGAGCCAACAUGCAGUAUCACCCAGGUCCUGGGGGUCCUGGCCCUGCUGCCCAGCGCUCAGCAUCCUCGCCCUCCUACCAAGGUCAUAAGAUGCCUCUUCCACAGUACCCCCCAUCUGGACCUCCCAACUCCCAAUAUUACAAGCAGGAGCAGGGAGGCCUGGCCGCCGGGGGCUACAGCUCCUUCAGCCAGCAGUCAGGACCGGGUCGAGGCCUGCCGGGUUACCCCAGCUCUCCGGUACCAGGGAACCCAACUCCACCUAUUACGCCGGGCAGCUCCAUGGCGCCGCCCUAUAUGUCGCCCGGAAGCAGCGACAUCAAGCCGCCGCCCUCGUCCUUCUUGCCUGACAUCAAACCCAGCAUGGCAGGGCUGGCUCCACCCGCCUCCACGGGUAACCCCAGUGAUGACCUCAGGCUGACCUUCCCGGUGCGUGACGGCGUUGUCCUCGAGCCCUUCAGGUUAGAGCACAACCUGGCGGUCAGCAACCACGUGUUCCAGCUGAGGGAGUCGGUCUACAAGACGCUGGUGAUGAGGCCCGACCUGGAGCUCCAGUUCAAGUGUUACCACCACGAGGACCGGCAGAUGAACACAAACUGGCCUGCCUCGGUCCAGGUGAGCGUGAACGCUACGCCACUCAACAUCGAGCGUGGCGACAAUAAGACGUCCCACAAGCCGCUGUACCUGAAGCAGGUGUGCCAGCCAGGCCGGAACACCAUCCAGAUCACCGUCACUGCCUGCUGCUGCUCGCACCUGUUUGUCCUGCAGCUGGUGCAUCGCCCGUCCGUGCGCUCGGUGCUGCAGGGCCUGAUGAAGAAGCGACUGCUGCCGGCCGAGCACUGCGUCAACAAGAUCAAGAGGAACUUCAGCAGCGGCACUGUGCCCGGGACGCCCGGCAUGAAUGGGGAGGACGGCGUGGAGCAGACGGCCAUCAGGGUCUCCUUGAAGUGUCCCAUCACAUUCCGGCGCAUCCAGCUGCCGGCGCGAGGCCACGACUGCAGGCACAUUCAGUGUUUUGAUCUGGAGUCUUACCUGCAGCUCAACUGUGAGCGAGGAACGUGGAGGUGUCCCGUGUGCAAUAAAACAGCUCUGCUGGAGGGCCUGGAAGUGGACCAGUACAUGCUCGGGAUCCUCAUCUAUGUUCAAAACUCCGAGUACGAGGAGAUAACCAUCGACCCCGUCUGCCGAUGGAAGCCAGUGCCGGUGAAGCCUGACAUCCACAUCAAGGAGGAGUCGGAUGGGCCGGUCCUUAAGCGCUGCCGGACCCUGAGCCCCAGUCACAUGGUUUUGCCCAAUGUCAUGGAAAUGAUUGCCUCUCUGGGACCCGCACCCUCCGCCUCGGGCUCCACCCCCAUGCUGUUUCCCGCUCUGUCUUCAGGGGGCGGCACCGCAGCGGACUUCCCCGGAGCUUCGUCAUUCCCCACUCAAACCGCUGGCUUCUCAGACUUCGGACCUGGACCGGGGACCCCCGGGGGGGAUUUCUCCUCCCCUGGUCCCCCACCUCUUUCUUACCAGUCGGAGCUGUCCAGUGCCCUCCUCUCCCCCGACAAACCCCCCCCUCACCCACUGGGCACUCAGAUGCCGGCCCGUCUGGACACCAACUCCCAUGGUGCCUCUGUGCCCCAGCAGCAGGGCUCCCAUGGCAACCCCCAGCUGGGAGUGGGAGGCAGCCAGCUGAUGCAGCGUAGCAAUCAGAACUCGCGUCUCCAUGGUGAAGGCUCCUCCUUUGGGCUCGGGGGGACCACUGAUGUUCCAGAACCUUCUCUGGACCUGCUUCCCGAGCUCACCAACCCAGACGAGCUGCUGUCGUACCUCGGACCCCCGGAUCUGCCCAGCAACAACAACGACGAUCUGCUGUCUCUCUUUGAGAACAACUGAGCGGCGCACCGGGAGGCUGUCCCCUCUGACGUGCCGUCAGUCAUGUGACCAGACUCUGCCUCCACACUGCUCUCGCUCGUUCGAUUCAGACAAGUUUGUUUUUGUCGUCAUCGUUGUUGUCAUUUGUUAGUGAAAGCAGAAAGUUUGUGCCCCGAGUUAGUUUGUGGGCAAGCUUUACUGCCCGGAGACUCCUGCGCCCCCCGGAGACACCCCUCAACCCCCCUCCACACACACACACACACACACCAUGGUGAUGGCUGGUUGUUGUGUAUGAUGUUGGUCUCAUGAACACUGGACACAUGUACGAGACCUGAGCGAGGAGUCAUGUGACCGCCGGCCGACUCAAAGUGCAGCCGGCUUGUGUGGGUCCGAUUCCCGGUGCAGCGGGGCCCCUGUGACGUUGAUGAACUCUGGACGUGUCUCUGUGGAUGUUUGGUCGUCAUGUGAUGAAGGCUUUAAUAAAGUCCUGCUGUUUUA
Synchiropus splendidus (mandarinfish) is the source of this 3634-nucleotide messenger RNA. It is a transcript of the gene zmiz2, whose product is annotated as zinc finger, MIZ-type containing 2. The coding region runs from base 389 to 3157 and encodes 922 amino acids. Gene Ontology annotation, biological process: regulation of transcription by RNA polymerase II; protein sumoylation. Lineage: Eukaryota; Metazoa; Chordata; Actinopteri; Syngnathiformes; Callionymidae. Gene Ontology annotation, molecular function: zinc ion binding; SUMO ligase activity. The record is from RefSeq and is a predicted model, not a curated record. The transcript has 21 exons.